UCUACUCCACUUUAAAAAAAAUUUUUACAUAUUUUGGCAAUGAUAUCAACUUAAAACCAAUCAUUUUGAAUACAUUCUUAGGGUUGAUAACAAUUUAAAACGAAUUUAAAGCUCAGUUUUAGUCAUCAAUUUCCCAAAGUUCCAUGUGUAAGAUACAUAUGUACUAUCUAGAUACGAUUUAAUUAAUGAGCUUGGCGGAUUUUACAUGUAUUUUAUUAUUAUAAGGUUUUUGUCAGUGAAUUAUUGUUGCACACGCAGUUUGCUUGCCUCGUAAAAUCAUCGCCUCGAUUUUCACUCCCGCCUAAAAGCAGUCAACGUCCAAUGCUCACUCAGAGCAGUUCGAUCGCAGUGGCGCUGCUGCUGCUGCUCCUGCUGGCGGCCACAGCGGACGCCGAUCUCGAGGCGGACUUGUCGUCCUCUUCCUCCGCCACUACACAGCCGCCGGGAGCCGAGCAACAACGACGCGUCGCAAAGCGGGCGCCCACCUCCAGCUUUAUAGGGAUGCGUGGCAAAAAGGACGAGGACCGGGACACCGCAGAGGGCAACUGGCUAGGAGCUGGAUCCGCACCCGAUCCGCUAGACUAUGCCGACGAGGAUGCGGAUAACUUCUACUCCGAGAACGGGCGGCGGCUAAAGAAGGCGCCGCUUGCCUUUGUGGGCGUGCGCGGCAAGAAGCUCAUCCCUAUUAGCGCCCGCCUUACCGACGUCUUGCAGCACCUGGAAGAGGAACGAUUGCGGGAGGGUCUGCUGCAGGACUUCCUCGACCGCCUGGUCACGGGCCAGGGCGAUGUAAACAAGCGGGCGCCCACAGGAUUCACAGGAAUGCGGGGCAAGCGUCCCUCAUUCCUGGCAAAUGACGAGAGCGGUGAAGGAGAGGCAGAGGAUGCCAUGGAGUUGCUCCAGAAACGGGCGCCAGUCAACUCCUUUGUGGGAGUGCGCGGCAAGAAGGAUGUGUCACAUCAGCACUACAAGCGGGCUGCUCUGUCAGAGUUCUGGCAUAAUUUCUUUAAAAAGUCCUACGACAUGAGGGGAAAGAAGCAACGCUUUGCCGACUUCAACAGCAAAUUCGUGGCGGUGCGCGGCAAGAAGAGUGAGCUGGAGGCGGACGGCAUGGGAAACGGGGAAAGCCAGCAGCAGUACCUGGUUCAUCCUUGGCUCUAUCUCUGGGGUGAUAAGCGGGCGCCCAACGGCUUCUUAGGCAUGCGUGGCAAACGUGAAGCCCUCUUGGAGUAGACUUUGCCCCAAAUUUAGUGGUCGUGAUGGAAGUUCCUCUUAGAGCUACGGAAAUAGGCAAAUCUAGACAGUAUGCAAGCAGGUGAUCGAUAGUUGGAGCAGAGACGGAAUCAGGAGGCGGACUACAAAGGGCGUUUCAAAUAAUCACUGGGCUGGAGAUUAUUUGAAACACCAAAACUACACACAACAAAUCCCACGACACAAUUUCAGCUUAAUGUAUAUUGGAGACUUGCUAAUUAUGUAAUGUAUAUUAAUUGGAAUUGAAUGAAACUUUAAUGAUUGAGUCGGUUCAAUUAAACUAUUUGCAUAUCUAAGUGUGAACUCUUAAUCAAAAUUAUAAACAACACUAAUAUAGAAGUAAUAGAAAUGCACAAGGAAAUGGACAAAAAAAAAAACGAGAAGAGGAAACAUUUAUUUAUUUUCAAGAAGUAUAUUUAAUGAACACCUUUCGUUGUGGUACAUCUACGUAUACAAGAGAUAUAUAUACACAUACAUAAAUAGCACAAGUGAAUAUUGUAAAUAAUGUAUGGUAAAAAAUGAAUAAAUAAUUAUUUCACAAGUGAAAUCCCAGAAUUAAA
Molecule: messenger RNA, 1811 nt
Organism: Drosophila kikkawai
Lineage: Eukaryota; Metazoa; Arthropoda; Insecta; Diptera; Drosophilidae
Gene: Tk
Product: Tachykinin
Source: RefSeq, a predicted model, not a curated record